Sus scrofa (pig) is the source of this 4521-nucleotide messenger RNA. It is a transcript of the gene KLLN, whose product is annotated as killin, p53 regulated DNA replication inhibitor. Lineage: Eukaryota; Metazoa; Chordata; Mammalia; Artiodactyla; Suidae. The record is from RefSeq and is a predicted model, not a curated record.
AUGGUCCCUACAGCGAGGACACCUCUCCCCUUGCCCCCAGAUUUCCCUGGCACGGCCUGCAACCCCCCGUCCUUUUGCACCGCUGGUUCACCGCGUCGAACUGAGCCAAAGACUCCUCGCCCCGCCCCCUUUUGGGCCGCUGUGAAAACCUGGCUGGCUGGAUCGCCCCGGGGCCCGGUUCCGCGCUCCACCACCCGGGCGGAGACUCGGGUUGCUGGGCCGGAGAGUGAAGUACGCGACGGUAGGAAGCUGCAGCCCCGGCGAGUGGGCGGACGAGGAGACCGAGGAGGGUUCAAAAAGAGGUGGAGGGAUAUACGGGCCACAGUCGGAACUACUUUCAGGGGGAGGUCACGUGUGAUCCUAGUUGGGGAACUUUCCAAAUUCCCACUCCCAUUUGAUAACUCCAGAGGCAAGUGUUUCGCUUCUUUUGCCCAGAGGGCUCCCGCCUUUCAGAAGCAGAGGGACCCCAGAGCCUCCUGGGUCUUGGUGGAAAGACAGGUUCAGACGAGCCUCCCGCUGAAGCGCUGUCGGGACUGGAGCCUGAGGAGCUGGUUACACAAGCACCCACAUCCAAGCACGUGCCCCCGCCUCCCCUCGCCUUGGUCGCUGCCGUUGAUUCUUGCAAAUCUUAGAGCGAGACUUCCCAAACUGGUCGCACCCUUCGCCUGCUACCCCCAGAGCAAGCUAGAGGCCGGAAAACUGAGACUCCGCGUUCUAGAUUCCCUAGCACCGCGACUUCUCAAACCCUGGGGGUCUGGAGCUAGUACACUACCCCUUAGGGCGAAACUUUCAGGUACUGUAUUCUUGGGGCAAAAGGGUAUCUCCGGGCAGCAGCCCGCUGCGUGAAUUUAACGAUGUUGCAACAAACUUUGUCACUGCCUCUGAGCUGGUGAGCGUGCCCCACCUACUGUAGACUCAGCCAAGUGACUUAUCUGGUCGGAGAACCUAGUCAAUGGCCUUCAGCCCAGAACAAACUUGUCAAGUCUGCUUACUUGGGACUGAUAGACCUAUCCCGUGAGGGAGCUGAUUCAGAAAGGCUGACAACCAGAGCGCAUUGACCAGCUGCAAAGUGAAUUGUCCACCUUCGUUUGGAGAGGGUGGGCAGCAAUACCAACCUAGAAUUCCUUCUUUCUAUCCCCUAGGAAGUAGAAUUCAAGUAGAAUUCGAGUCCAAAAGUAUUUAAGUUGAUAGGUUGAGGUACUAAUAGUCUUUUAGAUCUGAGAGAAUGGAAUCAGUUUGCAUUUGUAUUGCUGUAAUUUUGAGUAGGUGCCUAGGAAGGUCUAAAGAGGAUUUAUUCAGUGUAAGAGAAAGAAUAUGGUAUAUGAGCACAUUACAGUUGCAGGCAGCCCCUGAAGACUAGAAACCCCAAGAGAGCUAGUUUAGAAGCCACAGACCAUUACCUAAUUCCAGGACUACUAAUUAAACCAGGGAUAUUUACACUAUUCUUAGAGAUCUCUGAGGUUCCAUAAAACUUUAAAUUUACAUGCAACCUCCUUUUAAGACAGCGCUUCAAGAGUUAGCCACCUGCUGAAUCUUCAGUGUUGGUAAUUAUUGGAGACUGGUUUUGUGUAUGGUCCUGGUCAGCCUAGGGGAAGAAGAGGCCACGAAUGGAAAAAGAAAUAGAGAGCAGCCUAGAAAGAGUAGAAGAAAGGCCUCUAAUUGGUUUCCAAAGAUGAAAAUCUUGGAGUUCCCGUGGCUUACCAGGUUAAGGAUCCAGUGUUGUCACUGCAGCUGCUGUGGCAUGGGUUCGAUCCCUGGCCUGGGAACUUCCACAUGCUGUGGGCAUGGCAAAAAAAAGAAAGAAAGAAAAUGAAAAUCCUGUCCAUGCAGCCUAGUGUAAGCUAGAGAUUUCUUUAUUUUAUAAAUCACCAAGAAUAAGAACUUCCUGAUUUCUAGGUGUUCCAAGAGAUUGAAUGAUAAGAACCUGAGAGCUAUGUUCAAAUGCUUAAGGAGGAAAGAGAAAAUGAAGAUAAAGUUAAAUGAAGUGAAGUGAUUAGGGAGGGUUAAAACAUCCCAUGUUUUUUUCUCAGGUUACUGAUCUUGUCCCCAAGAGUUCCUGUUAUUAGCACUGCCCUACUUUGCCCAGACCCCUCUGCCCCGCCUAUGUGAAGAUUAGUCUCACAGUAUCUGAGACUAAUACUGUCUCAGAACUGAAAUCCACUUCCUGGGAAGAAAAUGGAUUCAUUCCUGCCCUGUUGGAGUUAGACAUGAGGAGAGAGAAUCCUUUCCAAUUCUCGUGGCUCAAGUUACUCUGGUGCAGAGAGGGUGGGCAUCACCAGCAUUAAAGUGCUGGAUUAUGAGACUGGACUACAAGCACUUCAAUCUGCUGAAGGAAGAAAAUGGGAAAUAAGUUUUGCUGCUAUUCUAAACAUCAAGUCCCUCUACUUCUCUCUAGUGGUGAGUGAAAGGACCACCAAUGUUGGCAGAUAACUGGCCAGCCUUACAGCAAUAUCAGGUGGUUAUUAGAAGUUAAUGAAUAAAAAUGUCCUCCGUUUCCUAGUGUCAAGUGGGUUCCUGUAUGAAAUCCUUUUUUCAAAUUUUGUUUUUCUUCACUGUCUCCUACCCAAGAGAUCUCUUUACUCAGGUGGUAGAGCUGAAACCUCUAAAUAGCUGACCCCAUUUAUUGUAUAGAAAGUUUAAAAAACAUUUUUUUUUUCAUUUUCAAUUGCAAGUAUCUGCUUGGCUGUACAGAUAUUACAGGACAUUGGUUCCCAGACACUUCAGUUCUUUACCUGUCUGGAUUCACAUUGUCCUAGAGAGAAACAGAGGCUUGUAACAAAGAAAGAAUUAUAUAAAGCUUCAGGGAGACUAACUAUAUAGAACAAUUAGUGAACAAGAUAAUCCAGCUUUAAUUAUAGUUGCUAACAGCUGAUUCCAAAACUGUUUUGUUACUGCACUCAAAGAGUAUCCAAAGAAAAUUCCUUUCUUAUUUUCUUUGAUAAUUGAAAUGACCAGCAACUUGAUGGGGGUGAUAUAAAUAGUUUAUGUGCUCUUUGUAGGUCCUGCUGCUAAAAUGUCGUUGUUGAACAUUCUGAUUGCUAUAGUGCCUUUCUCAUCUCCCACACACUGACCUUUCAAAUAGAGAUCUAAAUCAAUGGCUUUAAUUUUUAAGCAAUCUUCUCUAUUUUUAUCUGCUUAACCACUGUUUUCUAAAUAACAGAGAAUAAAAAAAUAUAUAAUAAUUAUAGGUUUUAGUGUAAACCAUCCAUUCUUCCAAUGAUGUGAAGGCUUUUCCCUUAUUUCAUUUAUCCUAAUUACAAAUAUUGCUGUUCUUUUAAAUAAAGAUAUUUUGCUUAUUUUUCUCUGGAAGGUACCAGGAUGGAUCAUAUAAGCAACCGUAUUCUAAAAGAGAAUUUUCCACUAAAGUUCUUUAUUCCCUCAUCUCCAGGAGCUAUUUCAGAUGGCUGUGUCUCCUUUCACAUCUCAGUAGAGAAAUGUGCUGUAAGAAAUUAUCACUCUCAGAGAAAUAAGCGUUGGGCUGGGUGCUUCAGGGAGAACCAUAGAGAAUGGACGAGGCACUCACUGUGUCCAAGUGGCAUUUCGAAAUGCCAAGACAGACAGCUUUGACUGUUUUAACAUCCAAUCUAACACUGGCUAUUAGAUAUUCCACUUUGGUUCCCUUAAUACUAAUUCUAGCCAUAUGGAACACAUUUUUUGCCUUUUAGCUAUCCCAAUAGUAGAAAAAGCUAAUUUUUUGUGUGUGUCACCAGCAGAUACUGGGGCAUUUAUAGGUGCUUCACGGAGUAGCCCUCAUUUGUCUAGGUGUAGGAGGGACAUUCAGAAAGAGUCAAGGUUGGAGUUCCCACAGUGGCUCGGUGGUUAAUGAACCCAAUUAGAAUCCACAAAGACGUGGGUUCCAUCACUGGCCUCGCUCAGUAGGUUAAGGAUCCAGCAUUGCUUGGAUCCCGAGUUACUAUGCCCAUGGUAUAUGCUGGGCAGCUGUAACUCUGAUUGGAUCCCUAGCCCGGGAACGUCCAUAUGCCAAGGGUGAGGCCCUAAAAAGACAAAAGACAAAAAAAAGAAAAGAAAAGAAAGAGUCAAGAUUAACUAUUGCCUUGGUCCUACAAACCUUUCCCUUUAAAACAUCCUCUGGCUUCUGAGGUAUCACUUUUUCAGAUAAUAAAAAAAAAAAAAAAAAACUUUUUGAAAGAAAAAUGCAUGGUAAAAACUGUUUAAGGUAGCUGUUUUGUCUGUGUUGACUGUAUAGAGUCUUAAUUCCAUUCAGUCAUUUAAUAAUUCAAUCAACAAAUAUCUGGGACUUCUGUUCAGUUCCAAUACUAUGCUAAGCUCUGCAGACAGAGCAGUGACUAUGGCAUAUAGGCUCCGGUCUUUAUGGAAUUUAGUCUCCUUGAAAACUUGGCUUCUUUAACUGACACUAUUGCAACUUCUUCACAGCCCAGGAGUAAAGUUAAAGCUGUAGAAAAUACCUAACAUUUGAUAACUGUUUCAAUUAUCUAUUGCUGCAUAAAAAAAACCACCAUAAACUUGGUGGCUUAAAAGAGCAACCACAGAGUUCCUGCU